Entrophospora sp. SA101 is the source of this 417-nucleotide messenger RNA. Lineage: Eukaryota; Fungi; Glomeromycota; Glomeromycetes; Entrophosporales; Entrophosporaceae. The record is from the annotation of a GenBank genome assembly.
AUGCAUUCACACCUACCUUACUUUGGUGGAUUAUAUUUGGUUGAUCAUCUUGCAGAACAACGCGCUGCACAAUUUACCUCUGCAUUGAAAGCUCUAUUCGUCACAUACAACAAUGUUGACAACCCAACCGCCAACUGGAGUGUCCUAUGGGUAACUGCGGUAACCGGAUGGAAGACAAAGACGACAUCAGAUGGAAAUGGAGGAUCAACCAGCAGAACCAAACCCAAAUUUGCCGAAUAUGUCAUGAUAGUGCUUGAUAUCAACGACGCUCUCUCUGACCUUACAUCUAAUACCGUUAAUGUGAAAUUCACUAGCACAUUCCCCAACAAUGUGAAUGGAGCCAUUACAAUGGCAAAUAAUAUUAAUGAAAAACAUCAUCAACAAUUUGCUGGAAAUAGUAUAAAUAUGAUGGUAUAA